CCUGUCAUCCCUGAGGGGGUCGGCGGGGUGCGGGUGGCGAUGCACCGCUGUCCCUCGCGCAAGGGCCGCGCCAGGCUCUUGUUCCCCGCCCCGCGGCCCCGCCCCUUGCCCCACCCCAGCCGGGAGACCUAGCCCCGGCCGCAGCGCAGCGGCCGCAGCAACAUCAGUCUCGCCGCCGCUGCUCCGCCCCAACCCCUUCUGUUUUUCUCCCAUUCUCCGGUGGUGGCGGCGGCGGGGAAGGCGCAGGAGAGGCAGCAGCAGCCAGCUGUGUCUGCAAUGAAUGAUCCUCCAGCCGGAGGGGAGGACUCCAGGUGAGCCUCUGCCCUCGGGGGGACCGGGAUUCCCUGACCGCCCAGGUCCCGCAUCCCCCGCCAUGGCUCCCUAGGGGAAAAGAAAAAGGAGGAGGAAAAGACAGCUCUGCCGCCCACCCCCAUCACAUUUUCCUCUUCCUUUAUCUCAUUGUUGCCGAAGCUGUUUACCGUAGCGCUCCCUCUUGCCCCAGUAUGGGGCGGGUUCCAGGCACUGCCCUUCGGCAGGAGCUGCUGGCGCGGUUGCCUGGGGAUUCUGCCUAAUUCUACCUCUCCAGUCCGUGCACUGAAAGCCGUGGAGAGCUGUGGAGGCCUGGACUGCAGCAGCCUCUGGGCCAACUCCCUGCAUCCGCACCCUGGGAGGCUGCAUGCGGAUUGAAGAGCGGUGUCUGGGGGCUGGGCCAGCCUGGCUGAUCCGGACCUAGGAGCAGGACAGGAGGACCUCCCAGGCUUCAGAGCGGCCCAUCUGGAAGGACAGAGCCGCAAGAUGGCCAGUAAGACCAAGGCCAGCGAGGCCCUGAAGGUGGUGGCCCGGUGCCGCCCCCUCAGUAGGAAGGAGGAGGCAGCAGGCCAUGAGCAGAUUCUGACCAUGGACGUGAAACUGGGCCAGGUGACUCUGCGAAACCCCCGCGCGGCACCCGGGGAACUGCCCAAGACCUUCACCUUUGAUGCUGUGUAUGAUGCUAGCUCCAAGCAGGCCGAUCUGUAUGAUGAAACCGUGAGGCCCCUGAUAGACUCAGUGCUUCAGGGUUUCAAUGGCACCGUGUUUGCCUAUGGCCAGACGGGCACCGGCAAGACCUACACUAUGCAGGGGACCUGGGUGGAGCCAGAGCUCCGCGGGGUUAUCCCCAAUGCUUUUGAGCACAUCUUCACCCACAUCUCCCGCUCCCAGAACCAGCAGUACCUGGUUCGUGCCUCCUACUUGGAGAUCUACCAGGAGGAGAUCCGAGACCUGCUAUCCAAAGAGCCAGGCAAGAGGCUAGAGUUGAAGGAGAAUCCCGAGACAGGGGUCUAUAUCAAGGACCUCUCCUCAUUUGUCACCAAGAAUGUCAAGGAGAUUGAGCACGUGAUGAACCUGGGGAACCAGACUCGGGCCGUGGGCAGCACCCACAUGAAUGAGGUCAGCUCCAGGUCCCAUGCCAUAUUUGUCAUCACGGUGGAGUGCAGUGAGCGUGGGUCCGAUGGCCAAGACCAUAUCCGAGUAGGCAAGCUUAACCUGGUAGACCUGGCUGGCAGUGAGAGGCAGAACAAGGCAGGUCCUACCACAACUGGAGGGCCAGCCGCACAGCCGGCAGCUGGUGGUGGCGGCGGAGGUGGCGGUGGUAGUGGUGGAGGCAGCAGCGGAGAGAGGCCUAAGGAAGCCUCUAAGAUCAAUCUGUCUCUGUCUGCUCUGGGCAAUGUGAUUGCUGCUCUGGCCGGCAACAGGAGCACCCACAUCCCCUACCGGGACUCCAAACUGACCCGGCUGCUCCAGGACUCACUGGGGGGCAACGCCAAGACCAUCAUGGUGGCCACACUGGGUCCAGCUUCUCACAGCUACGACGAGAGCCUCUCCACCCUGCGCUUCGCAAACCGAGCCAAGAACAUCAAGAACAAACCCCGGGUGAAUGAGGACCCCAAGGACACGCUGCUGAGGGAAUUCCAGGAAGAGAUCGCCCGCUUGAAGGCCCAGCUGGAGAAGAAGGGGAUGCUGGGUAAGCGACCUCGGAGGAAGAGCAGCCGCAGAAAGAAGGCUGUGUCCGCCCCAGCGGGUUACCCGGAGGGGCCAGUGAUUGAGGCCUGGGUGGCCGAAGAAGAAGAUGCCAACAACAACAAUCGCCACCCACCCCAGCCCGUUCUGGAGUCCGGGUUGGAGAAGAACAUGGAGAAUUACCUGCAGGAACAGAAGGAGCGGCUGGAGGAGGAGAAGGCCGCCAUCCAGGACGACCGCAGCCUCGUGAGUGAGGAGAAACAGAAGCUUCUAGAAGAGAAGGAGAAGAUGCUGGAGGAUCUGCGGAGGGAGCAGCAGGCCACAGAGUUGCUUGCAGCCAAGUACAAGGCCAUGGAAAGCAAGCUGCUGAUCGGGGGAAGGAACAUCAUGGAUCACACCAAUGAGCAACAGAAGAUGCUAGAACUGAAGCGGCAGGAGAUUGCUGAGCAGAAACGCCGUGAGCGGGAGAUGCAGCAGGAGAUGCUCCUCCGAGACGAGGAGACCAUGGAGCUGCGUGGUACCUACUCAUCCCUGCAGCAGGAGGUGGAGGUCAAAACCAAGAAACUCAAGAAGCUCUAUGCCAAGCUCCAGGCGGUGAAGGCUGAGAUCCAGGACCAACACGAGGAGUACAUCCGCGUGCGGCAGGACCUGGAAGAGGCGCAGAACGAGCAGACCCGGGAACUCAAGCUCAAGUACCUCAUCAUUGAGAACUUCAUCCCCCCUGAGGAGAAGAACAAGAUCAUGAACAGGCUCUUCCUGGACUGUGACGAGGAGCAGUGGAAGUUCCAGCCACUGGUGCCCGCUGGAGUGAAUAACAGUCAAAUGAAGAAGCGGCCAACUUCUGCAGUGGGCUACAAGAGACCUAUCAGCCAGUAUGCUCGGGUUGCCAUGGCAAUGGGGUCCCAUCCCAGAUACAGGGCUGAAAAUAUAAUGUUUUUGGAAUUGGAUGUUUCUCCACCGGCUAUCUUUGAGAUGGAAUUUUCUCAUGACCAAGAACAAGAUCCACGGGUACUACACAUGGAGAGGCUCAUGAGGUUGGACAGCUUUCUGGAGAGACCUUCCACAUCUAAAGUGCGAAAGUCAAGAUCCUGGUGCCAGAGUCCUCAGCGGCCUCCACCCUCCACCACUCAUGCCUCCGCGGCCUCUGCUCCUCUGCACCCUGCACCAGUGGUAGACCAUGACUGACAGCCUUCAGUCAGGCUGCCCGUCAUACAGACUCCUAGGAUAGGGCAGUCAACCCUGGUUCAUCGCAUCUGAUGCUUGGAGCGUGUGUAUGUGUAUGGUAUGUAUGUAUGCAUGCGUGUGUGUGUGUGUGUGUGUGUGUGUGUGUGUGUGUGCGUGUGUGUGUGUGUGUGUGUGUACUAGUGUGUGUGAAGGGGUGAGAAAAGGGCAGACGGCGCUCUGCCUGUUCUCUGUGUUUCUUUUAUUUAAUUCAUGUUAUUUAUUCAUGGUUAGUGAGGAGAGAUCCCCUCGCCUGAGCUGCCUGGGCCUGCCGUGGUCACUGCAUAGCCUCCUUUUCUUAUGGCUAGGUGGACACCUCAGUCAGGCCCCACGCCCCUCCUCAUGUCCGCUGCCUCCAGAAGGGAAGAUGGUAGUGCCUGAGAAGACAGCACUCCCUUGACCUGUCCAUUCCAUAGUCUCCAUCUUCUUGUCCGAUGGUGAGCAGCCCCUGACGCUUUCUGGGGCUGGGAAGCUGCUGGUGUCCAUUGAGGGCAGGAGGCACCCUAAUGUCGUUGGGCCUGCACCCCAGGGGACUGAGCCCGCUGUGCUCUUUCCCAAGGACUUUCAGUAGCCUCACUGAGACUCAUGCUAAGCUCUCCAGCCUUGCCAGGAACUCAUGGUUUCCCCAGCACCGCUUCAUUGCCGGCCUCCCCCACCCUUGUCCUGGGAAUUGGGAACCAACAGUUGUUCCACCGUGAAAACUGCGGGAAACGGAACGGUGUGGAAACAACAUGGACUGUCAUCAAGGGAAGUCCCCCCUCAGGUCCCUUUGUCUCCUUUGGGACAAACCACCUGUCCUCGUGUGAGGUGUGGCUUCUCCCUGCUUUGAUGACUGUUCCCUGAUGCUUCCGGCCUCAGUCCAUAGUGGAAGGAAUCAGUGUCUUUCUGCCCUUUAUGAAAUGCAGAUAGCAAAAUCCUUUACUUUUCCCCUCUGGCUAGUCUAAGAAACAAACCAGGCACAGUCUUUGCCAGAUUUACCUAUUCCCCCUAUUUCUGAGUCACAUCUUGGGGGUUACUAUUUUGUUGAAAAUUGAUCCAUUCUUUACUACCUGUGUGAACUGGCCCUUCCCCGCCCUCCUUUGUGACAGGUAUUGCAAGUGAUAAGUAAAUUUCUAUUUUAAAAAGUUAA
Messenger RNA from Mesocricetus auratus (golden hamster), 4348 nucleotides. RefSeq names its product kinesin family member 3C (gene Kif3c). Gene Ontology annotation, cellular component: nucleus; spindle microtubule. Bases 796 to 3183 code for a protein of 795 amino acids. Gene Ontology annotation, molecular function: microtubule binding; plus-end-directed microtubule motor activity; ATP binding. Gene Ontology annotation, biological process: microtubule-based movement; mitotic spindle assembly. The transcript is spliced from 8 exons. NCBI's taxonomy places the organism in Eukaryota, Metazoa, Chordata, Mammalia, Rodentia, Cricetidae. The record is from RefSeq and is a predicted model, not a curated record.